Molecule: messenger RNA, 2247 nt
Organism: Xenopus tropicalis (tropical clawed frog)
Lineage: Eukaryota; Metazoa; Chordata; Amphibia; Anura; Pipidae
Gene: ptpn11b
Product: protein tyrosine phosphatase, non-receptor type 11, b
Exons: 16
Coding region: 103-1887 (594 amino acids)
Cellular component (GO): cytoplasm
Molecular function (GO): protein tyrosine/serine/threonine phosphatase activity; protein tyrosine phosphatase activity; hydrolase activity
Source: RefSeq, marked provisional
CGGGAAGAGCUGCAGGGAAACACCGACAGUGCAGCGGCCAGUCUCUGGGCUCAUACAAACCAUCUCUCCAUCUGAAGAGCACGCAUAGGCCUGACAGCUGACAUGACAUCCCGCAGAUGGUUUCAUCCAAAUAUCAGUGGUCAAGAGGCAGAGACAUUACUUCUGACCAAUGGAGGACAUGGAAGUUUCCUGGCACGUCCUAGCAAGAGCAAUCCUGGGGACUUCACUCUUUCUGUUAGGAGACACAAUGAAGUCACACACAUCAAAAUCCAGAAUACUGGAGACUAUUAUGACCUCUAUGGUGGAGAGACAUUUGCUACUCUGGCAGAACUGGUGCAGUAUUACACAGAGCAGCAAGGGCUUUUGCGUGAGAAGAAUGGGGAUGUCAUAGAGCUCAAGUACCCUCUGAACUCCCAGGAUCCUACAUCAGAAAGAUGGUAUCAUGGGCAUCUGUCUGGAAAGGAAGCAGAGAAGCUUCUGCUGGACAAGGGAAAGCCGGGCAGUUUCCUGGUGAGGGAGAGCCAGAGCAAACCUGGGGACUUUGUGCUGUCUGUCCUAACAAGUGAAGAGAAGCUGGAGAACGGAGAGAGGAAAUCCCGCGUCACACAUGUAAUGAUCCGAUUCCAGCCAGAUGGAAAAUAUGACGUUGGUGGAGGGGAACGCUUUGAUACUCUGACAGAUCUUCUGGAUCACUACAAGAAAAAUCCAAUGGUAGAAAAGUCUGGAGCUGUUGUGCACCUUAAACAGCCAUUCAAUGCUACACGAAUCAAUGCAGCCAAUAUUGAGACGCGUGUACGGGAACUAAACAAAACUGCAGACAACACUGAGAAGGCCAAGCAGGGAUUCUGGGAAGAGUUUGAGAUGCUGCAGCAGCAGGAGUGCAAACUGCUUUAUCCCAGGAAGGAGGGACAACGACCAGAGAACAAAAGCAAAAAUAGAUACAAGAACAUCCUGCCCUUUGACACCACAAGAGUGACUUUGCGAGACACUGAUGAGAGCGUAGCGGGAUCCGACUACAUCAAUGCCAAUUAUAUCAAGAGUACCCUAGAUGAAGCACGUGGGUCCCAGCAUUAUAAAGUAUACAUUGCUACGCAGGGCUGCCUGCAGAACACAGUGUGCGACUUCUGGGCCAUGGUAUACCAAGAAAACACCCAUGUUAUCGUGAUGACUACCAAAGAGGUGGAGCGUUCCAGGAAAAAAUGUUUUCGCUAUUGGCCAGAUGAGAAUUGCACCAAAGACUAUGGCUGCAUCCGAGUGCAGAGUCUAGAAGUGCAGCAGAAAAAGGACUAUAUCUUAAGAGAGCUGCAGAUAAGUCGAAUGGACAAGGUGGAGAGUCCACGUCCAAUUUGGCACUACCAGUACCUGAGCUGGCCAGACCAUGGGGUUCCGAUUGAGCCUGGUGGAGUGCUCAGUUUUCUGGAGGAGAUUAAUGCAGCCCAGAAAUAUAUUCCACAUUCUGGACCGAUAGUGGUGCACUGCAGUGCUGGUAUUGGGCGCACUGGAACAAUAAUAGUAAUAGAUAUGCUGGUGGAUAUUAUUAAUAGACAAGGUUUGGAUUGUGAUAUUGAUAUUCCAAAAACAAUUCAGAUGGUAAGGCAGCAGCGCUCAGGAAUGGUACAGACUGAGGCUCAGUAUAAAUUCAUUUACAUGGCUGUGCAGAAAUAUAUUGAGGUCAGGAAAAGACAUUUGGAGGAAGAACAGAUGGGAAAGCUAAAGGAGCGCGAGUAUACCAACAUUCAGUAUUCAGUGGGGGAGAGGGCCAGAACCAAAGCACAACCAGCUGCCGCCCAAAGCCAGCACAGGGUUAGUGAUGAUGCUGCUUGUGUCUAUGAAAAUCUGAACAUUAGAAGCACACACAUGUCAAGUACAAGUAAUGCUGGCAGAUAGAGCUUGGCUGCUGAAGAGACCCUCAGACUUGAGAACGAGACAUUACGUUUGGUCUCCACUUUCUGGCCACGGCUGUUUGGAGUUGCCCCCCAGUCCUGCAGCUUACCCCUGCCUAGCCCCCCGUGCCAGCUCCAGCAGAGGAGGCACAAGAGCGUGAGGAGGAGCGGAUGUGCAAUGAGGGAGAGCACACCUACAGUAACUUAUUAUGGAAGAACAAUCUUUUCUUUGUUGCCUCAAUGUUAUGGCAAAGUAUUUAUUUUAAGUGCCUCGGAGAGUCCACUGAGUUUUCAGUCUUUUUAUUUGUACUGUUUUACUCUUUGUUUUGUAGAAAUGGAUAAUAAAAUCUUUGUCUGUACAACA